Molecule: messenger RNA, 150 nt
Organism: Dibothriocephalus latus
Lineage: Eukaryota; Metazoa; Platyhelminthes; Cestoda; Diphyllobothriidea; Diphyllobothriidae
Source: the annotation of a GenBank genome assembly
AAAAUCUCCGAGGCUCUGAAUCAGGAGAGCGUCGAGGGCUUUACUGCGGCGGUUGCCGAGUACGACAGCAUAACUCGACUGGAGCCCUGGACAACGGAGAUGCUGUUGAAGUUGAAGAAGACGAUUUCUGAUGAGGAGGACAUUACCUAA